Cetraspora pellucida is the source of this 963-nucleotide messenger RNA. NCBI's taxonomy places the organism in Eukaryota, Fungi, Glomeromycota, Glomeromycetes, Diversisporales, Gigasporaceae. The record is from the annotation of a GenBank genome assembly.
AUGUCAAAAUAUAACUACGAAAAUUCAUUGCUUCAAAUUACUUUACCCACGUUGACAUCUUUCAAUGAAUAUCAUCGAGAAUUAAUCGAAUUAGCAGUUAAUUGUUCUUCGACAUCUUUAAUAAUUCACAUUUCUUGCCAAGAAAUUGAAUUUUACAGUAAUUAUCCAACAAAGUGUUGGUCCGAGAUUCGUGAUCUAUUAAACUUUUUGUAUAUAUCAGGAACUAAAGUUGCUUACGAAACUUUAAACCAUUUUCUUGAAAUUGACGUUAUUUUUGAAAAAUGGAAUGGUUAUAAUAUUGAAUUGAUUAAGGAAAAGAAUUUUGAUGUAUUUUUUGGAAGCGAAACAGAACAAUCUCGAUUGCAAGAGUUUAAUAAUAGUCGGAAAAAAGUUUCAUUAUCUGAAAUACAUAUUCAUAUACUUGAUACCAAAACAUCACCGAAAAACGUACAUGAUCAGAAUUAUCGAAGUUGUAAUGAUUGUAAACUUAAUGAGAACUCAAAAAUAUAUCAAACAGUCGCUGUUGGAGGAACUUUUGAUCAUUUGCACGCUGGACACAAAAUUUUAUUAACCUUGACAGCGUGGAUUGCUGAUGACUGUAUGCUUAAAAACAAAAAGUUCAAGGAAUAUAUGGAACCAAUCAAUAUGCGAAUAGCAAAAGUCACAAAAUUUUUAAAUGCAAUCCACCAAGGUUUGUUAUAUGAGGUUGAGCCAAUAUACGAUGUUUAUGGUCCAACUAUAUCUGAUCCAGACAUUCAUGCUCUUGUUGUGUCCAGAGAAACAGUUUCAGGAGCUGGGCUUAUAAAUGAUGAGCGACAAAAACGUGGUUUCGGAGCAUUAGAAACUUUUGUUAUUGAGGUAAUAUCUUCUUCGAAUCCAUCUCUUAAAGAAGGAGAGCUUAAAGAUCUUAAAUUAAGCUCGACGUACUUACGCGGGUUAUGCAAAAAUUCCGAGACCAAAUGA